AUGUUCACUCUCAUCGGCUCUCAGGCAAUUCGUAUGAUUAUGCUCCGAAAUGAGUGUGCGAAUUAUAACCGGAGUGCGGAUGCGAAAAUGCGGCUGCUGAAAGAAGUUAUCGAGCGAAUUCAGAAGGGGGAAGAUGUGGAUGUCAAGAGACUAUUGGGAACCGGGGACGAAGCAAAAGAAAGGGAGUGGGAAGAAGUGUUGAGAGAAAUUGAGCAGGAAGAAUCCCUAUGGCAUUCCAGGUCGAAGCGGACGCAACGCGGAGAUGCAUCAAAAUCCGAUGGUGAUCUUGAUGAUUCCCAACAGUUAACUACGCAACACCAUGGGGAACCGGGUGGGGCAACCAAGUAUCAACCAACCACUUCUAAUGAUCUUCAACGCUGCUGCAUGAGCUCUAAAUACCAAAAGGCUGAACAACCGAUAUGUCCAGGUUCUGCAGGGUUCGGUAUACUGUCAUCAGGCUACAGCGUGGGACAAUACAGGAGAACGCAGCUUGUGGUAGCCGUAAAAAAAGGAAAAGAAAAGAAAAAGAAAAGAGGUGGUAGAGAGAUGAUUCCACUUGCGGUGGCUCUGGAAACCAGCGGGCCAUAUCCACAUCGAUAUAUCAUUGAAAAUGAUGAUCCCGUGCCCCCGCCUCCGAUUUCUAGAUGGGGGCCGUACGUCACCGAUGAGCAAGUUACUGCUGGCUUAAGGGCUGCUGAGGGUUCGUGA
Histoplasma mississippiense is the source of this 708-nucleotide messenger RNA. RefSeq lists its product as hypothetical. Bases 1 to 708 code for a protein of 235 amino acids. Lineage: Eukaryota; Fungi; Ascomycota; Eurotiomycetes; Onygenales; Ajellomycetaceae. The record is from RefSeq and is a predicted model, not a curated record. The transcript has 5 exons.